Messenger RNA from Rhizophagus irregularis DAOM 181602=DAOM 197198, 1002 nucleotides. The record is from RefSeq and is a predicted model, not a curated record. NCBI's taxonomy places the organism in Eukaryota, Fungi, Glomeromycota, Glomeromycetes, Glomerales, Glomeraceae.
AGAGGUGUUAGUGAGAAACAUGUCUAAUGUUUCUUUCUUUUAUAGGGAACGCUGGACGAAAUUACAAUCGAACUAUGGAAUGGCUGGGUCACGUUUCAGUCGAAGGUCGGAGCUCGGAAGACGAUUCCAGACAACUUUUUGCGGUUUCUGGACGAUUCUUGGACAAUUCGUGAUAGGUUUCUUUGUGUGGAUGUUAAUGGCGACAUUGAACUAUAUUACGCCACACUUUUUUUAUUUUUUUAGGUUCCUAGAUGAUCUAAACAACAUUAUAUUCUUCAUGGCUUUGGAACAAUUUUGGGGCGAAACAUCAUGGUACGUAGGUUCUUUAAAUGGUAUGAUAAUGGUGCUAUUAGACAAAGCUAAUAAUGAAUUCUUAUUUUUGCAGGUUUUUUGGAUAGGAAACGUAGACGCGAUGAGAUAUCAAAGACAUCUGAGACGUAUUAAACUUUAUACCGAUAUGAUUAUGAUAUUUAUACAAUACGAGUAUGAUAUGCAACAACCAAGAGCAAGAUAUGGUAGAGGAGUAUACAACGAGAAUUUCAACAUAUUAACAACCAAGAAAGAAGAGAAAGCAAUAAUUAAAGGCUUUGGAAUUUUGUGUAUGACGAAAUGAAAAAUAGGAUUUGGAUACCCGAGAUGCGAAGAAAUUAAGAGAUUAGAAGAUAAAGCAGAUAUACAAAAAAUAGAUCUUAGGACGAAGACUUAUUACUAGAAAAUAAUGUAGAAAAAAAUAAAAAUAGAAAAACACAAGAAAAUUAGAAAAAUUAGAAAAAAAUAGAUUUAAUAAAAACAUUAACGUUAGAAAAAAUGAUGGGAUCAAUAACAGAUGGUAAUAGUAUUAAAACCACUUGGGAUCUAACACCUAAAAUGUAUAAUUUUUUAGAUUAGACAUAGUUUAGUAUUAGAAAUUUUGUCCUUAGAAUACUUAGUUAUAGAUAGGGUUUUUUUCGAAAAGCUCUAAGUGUUUUAACGAUUAAUUAUGUAAUUUGUAUCAAAUUUAAA